Messenger RNA from Metarhizium brunneum ARSEF 3297, 981 nucleotides. NCBI's taxonomy places the organism in Eukaryota, Fungi, Ascomycota, Sordariomycetes, Hypocreales, Clavicipitaceae. The record is from RefSeq and is a predicted model, not a curated record.
AUGCCAGCGCCAGGCCCGCAGCAUUCUCCGACCAUCGUCGACGACGCUGAACGCCGCCACCAUGGCUCAGUUCUUGACCACCGUGUUAGUCCUCCUUUCAUACAAGCAGAAGCACCGUCGUGCAACAUGACUGCAAUGGCGAGCGCUGUUUUCCGUUACCUGAGCCCCAGUUCCAUCGCCACCAUGCUGUCGCUGGACAACACCAUCAUCUCGGUCCACGAGGAUGAUUCCGACUCCCCCACGAUGCCCGCAGCCGAGCCUGUGAUUGCUGACGCCAAGGCAACGAAUAGUAACCAGCGGACUAAGAAUCAGUUCCGUCCUCGCGUGGGCAAGGGCGGCGCCACCAGCUACCAGCUUCGACAGUAUGCUGAAGUCACAUUGGGGGGUGGUAGUUUGCGAAAAGUUGUCAAGCUGCCCGAAGGCGAGGACGAGAAUGAGUGGCUGGCGGUAAACAGUGGGUUAUCUCGACCCCGGCAAGACUGGAGUAUUGUUUCCGUGCUGACUGUGGCAGUGGUGGAUUUCUACAAUCAGAUCAACUUGCUCUACGGAGCCAUCACCGAGUUUUGCUCGCCCCAUUCCUGCCCCGAGAUGAAGGCAACAGACGAAUUUGAAUACCUCUGGCAAGACAACGAAAACUACAAGAGACCGACCAAGAUGCCUGCCCCAGCAUACAUCGAGCAACUCAUGACAUGGGUACAAUCCAACAUUGACAACGAAUCUGUUCUUCCAAGCAAAAUUGGCGUUCCCUUCCCCAAGUCAUUCCCGGCUCUUGUCCGCCAAAUUUUCAAGCGCAUGUACCGAGUAUACGCCCACAUCUACUGCCACCACUACCCCGUAAUUCGGGAGCUGGGCCUGGAGCCGCACUUGAACACUAGCUUCAAGCAGUAUGUGCUCUUCAUUGAUGAGCACAGCCUGGCAAGCGGUAGAGACUACUGGGGCCCUCUGGGUGAUCUCGUGGACAGCAUGCUCAAGAGCGACUAG